CCGUGUCGCCCGUUCACCUGGCGGUGACACGCGAAGUUGCUGGUUACUUUGUGACGGGCCACAACCGCUGGCGCGGCGUUGCCGGGGCAACUCGGUCGGCGUUGCGGAAUUCCCGCCGGCUCAUUGCACUUCAACCCUCAAGCGGUUCUGGAUAACUAAACCCAACGUACAUGCCCACACACCCCACGGAAACUCACCAGGUGAUGCGGGAGGUGCUCCGGAACCGACGUUUUAGUCAGUCCGUGAGAAGAUGGGCUUAUGCUCGUCUAAAGUCUCGCACAAGGUGAUCAAGGUGACGCCGGUGCCCCCAAACGAGACGGGAGGUUUGGACCAAUUACCCGGCGGGGCGGACGGGGAGCGUCUGAAACACGGCGAGCCGCUGGAAAUUUCAAAGCCGAGGAGAAGCGACCUUCCUCCGCUGAAGGAGAGGCACGUUGCCGGCGUGCUGCCCAGCCACCAACAAGUACCCACGGCCAUCUCGUUUGAUAUUAAUCCGGUCGACGGGGAAACCAGUAUAAUAAAAAAACACCCUCCUCGCAGAUUUCAGGGGCUUGAACCCAUUAAUAGUUGCACAGUGAUCACAUCAGAGAAACUUCUGGAAAAACGAGCAGCAAAUGCACGCAAAGUACAGCAGGCACAAGAAAUACAAGCAGAAAUUGCAAAGCAAUUUUCCAGGCGAAGACAACAAAUCGAGAAGAUGCAGUAUGAAAAGAUAAGGCAGGAAGAGAUAAUUCGUCGACAUGAUCAAGCAGAACUAAUGAUAAAUUGCCAAAAGGAAACUCAAAAAUAAUAAACAGAAAAGAAAGGGUCAGAGAGCCAAUAUAUCAAGAGGAAAUGGUCAAACUAAUGAUCAUCAAGAAGAUCAACACCACAUUGCAACAGAACUUAAGGACAUUUUCAGUGCAGAUUAUGGAAAGUAAAGUAUUCCUGUGGAUAGAAUGCAAAGAAACUAAUAAAUUGCUACUUGGUCAUAUGAUCAUAUCAAAAUGAACUUGGUUAAUGUGUACUUGGAUAUACAUAGAAUCUUAACAGCAUCAGAGUAUUUCACCAAUGUAUUUUAGAUAGUGUUGUUAAUUUUCUACCCAUUCCCACUCAAAAUUGGACAGCAUAGGUAAUUUUUUUUUUAGAGGAUUUACAUUGUAGAAAUCAUCCAUUUUGCAGGAAUGCACAAAGCAUAUUUUCAUGUUUAUACAUAUUUGCUGGCUUGGACUGAUAUUAUUCUCCCUCUCCAAGCACAAACAACUGAAAUGUAGCUAAAGUCAUAUAAAUAACCAUGUUCAAAUUAAUUUGCAAUGAAUGUGUUAAAUGUAAAUAGAUAGUCAUCCUCAUGAGAGAAUGACGGAAGCUGUUGCUAAAAUAUUUCUAGUUCUAUUAAAUGUUAGUUUAAAAUAAGUAUAAAUAAUUUAAAAAAUGGUAAUAUGAGGGAAAAAUCAAUUAUUACUUGGGUUUUCUUUAUUAAAAAUUACUAGUCUUUCUCCAAAUAGAACUUUUGCUUUGGAAUCAGAUGGGUAAUCAUGCAAUAUAACCAGAGGCAUAAUGACAAAUAUUGGACUAAGUUGAUUAGACUAGUGCUGAAGGUAGUUCAUGAUGUGGGCGUUAGUCAAGACAGCAAAAUAUGUGAAAAUUACUGUUUGAACAUAGUGUAAGAUGUUGAAGAACUAGAGAGGAGAAAUUACUGUACCUGAGACCAUUUGCCCAGUUGGACGUAUAUUAAUGUUAGUUCUUCAGUUGGAGCCACCUACAGUAACCCACUGUUUCUCAAGAGUUGAUCGUUUUAAUUUUUAAUGUUAUUCAAUCCUCUUUAACUCCUUUCGCAGCUGCGGAAAUAAAGUAUUUCAAAAGUUCAAAGUAAAUUUAUUAUCAAAAUACUUGUAUGCUACCAUAUGUAACCCCGAGAUUUGUUUUCUUGCGGGCAUACUCAGUGAAUCAAUGAAAGACCGUACCCAACAGGGCGGAACAACAACCAAUGUGCGAAAGAGAACAAACUGUGCAAAUAAAAAAGAGGAAAAAAAGCAAUAAAUAUCAAGAACAUGAGAUGAAGAGACCUUGAAAGUGAUUCCAUUGGUUGAGAGAAUAGUUCAAUGAUGGGGCAUGUGAAGUUGGAUGAAGUUUUCCCCAUUGGUUCAAGAGCCUGAUGGUUGUGGAGUAAUAACUGUUCCUGAACCUGGUAGUGAGUCCUGAAGCUCCUAUACCUUCAUCCCGAUGGCAGCAGCGAGAAGAGAUCAUGACCUAGGUGGUCCUAAUAUACCUUUGCAGAAAUAAGUUCUUUCCAAUUCUGAAAACGAAUCAAAAUAUUUGGCCCUUCUGUGAAUCUUAUUUAUAAUUCUGGUAAAUGAUGAUGAAAGACCAUGGGCUAGAUUGAGAUCUAUAAAUCUGGGCUCAGCCUUUCCCUUGUUGCUCAUUCUUCAAAACUCCUCAUUAAAUGCUCCUCAUAUGUUAACCCAUUCAUUCCUGGGAUCAUUUUCCUAAACCAUUGGACUCUCUCUAAUGUUAGUACCUCCCUUCUUAGAUAUGGGGCCCAAAAUUGCUCACAAUAUUCCAAACGUGGUCUGACCAAAGCCUCCACAUUAUAUUCUUGUGUUUAUAUUCUAGUCCUCUGGAAAUGAAUGCUAACAUUGCUUUUGCCUUCCUUACUACUGGCAAAUUGAUUCUGCAGGAACCCUGCACAAAGACUGCCAAGUCCCCUUGUACUUCUGAUUUCUGAAUUUUUCCCCAUUUAGAAAAUAGUCUGUGCCUUUAUUUCUUCUACCAAAGUGUAUGACCAUAGACUUCCCUACACUGUAUUCCAUUUGACACUUUUUUUGCCUAUUCUCCUAAUUUGUCCAAGUACUUCUGCAGACUCCUUGCUUCCUCAACACAACCUUCCUCUCCACCUAUCUUCAUAUCAUCUGUAGACUUGGCCACAAUGCUAAGGUGGAAGUAGAAGUUAUUGUCAUUCAAACUGUACACAUGCAUACAGCUAAAUGAAACAACAUUCCUCUGGGAUCAAGGUACAAAACACAAUACAUACAAUAUAUCACAUACAACACAAAUUAAUGUUAACCCAAUAAUAUUGACAGAUAAUAUAAACAAUAUUCUGUAGAUGUACAAAUUGACAUAAAGUGUGUAUACGACAUAUAGUUAAGUACAUUGUACAACAGUAUAAUACUACUGUCGCUGUCAUAAAUAAUGGGUACUGUGUGGUAGCAGGGUGUUCAGAAGUCUCACAGCCUGGGAGAAGAAGCUGUUACCCAGCCUAACAGUCCUCGUUCUUAUACUGUGGUACCUUUUGCCUGACUGUAAUAGGUCAAAUAAAUUGUGUGAUGGAUGGGAGAAGUCCUUAACAAUGCAGUAGGAUUGUGGAGGGGGUGUUUCCAGUCCCACAGAAAAGUUCUGUUUCAUAAACGCACCGUGACCAUGUAUCUGGACUUUAAUUCAUAGGCUCAGUUACAUUAGCUGAUGCUGACAAUGCUAAUGCAAUGUUGUGAGUACCUAAAAAAAGUAGCUGUGAUUGACUUGAUUUUCAUUUUGUUGAUGCAGGCUAUGGAGCAUUUCUCCAACAUAAUGCAACUGGAUAUCUAUAAUCUUCUAUUUAAAGAUUUAGAAGCACCAUUGUAUCACUUUAAAGAAAUAAUAAAGUGGUAAUAUUUUGGAUAAUUAUUUUGUGUUAGGUACUUCAUAGAAUGAUUUGACCUCAUUGAUGUUCUCCAUAACUAAUAACUUCAGCGAUGGUAACCAUAUUAGAUUACCUAAACAAAUUGGUAAGCAUUAGACAGAGGGACAUUUUUAGUAACAGCUCCAGUAACCAGUUCUUGGAUUGCUGGAUGGAUGCCAGUCAAUCUCAGCACAGACGGAUGAGAACUAAGACUGAGUGAAUCCUAAUGUUUGAUGUAGCCCUCAGCAAACUGUGAAUCUCCUGAUUCAUGCCCAGUUUUUGGUUUGGUAUGUUCUUGAAGGCACACACUCAUACACACAGGUCUAACUGUGGAAUAUUUAUUCAGAUUCGAAGGUGAGUCACUGAAUAUUGUUCAGUUUACCAAUUCAAAGCAGUCCUGUAAGCACUCCUCCACCUCCUUUGACCAUACCUUUGUUGUCCUCACCACUGAUGAUACAGGUCAUUAGUCUCUCCCUGUAUGCUGGAGGUAGAAAUACAGCCAGGUGAUUGGACAUGGGAUGGCACAGUGAGCAUUCUUGAUGGUGGUUUAACAGUGGUCAAGUGUGUUGGCUCCUCUGGUUUCACAGGUGAUAUGUUAGUGGUAAUUGGUUGCUGGUUAACUGGUUCUGGUAAAAUUAUCAAUUAAGAGGCAAUAUUAUCAUGAUGUAGAAAAGUUGGUGAUGGCAGUAUACAGUUAGCCAUUUAACCUUCAGUCAUAUGUUACAACUUAAAUAUCUUGGAAGAUAAAUACAUUUUAGGGAAUCUUUGGAAGUUGCAUUGGCAGAUCAAGACUGGAUAUUUCACAGAUAUUUUCCACACCAGAAGAUCUUCUAUCUCAUUGCCAUGGUAAGUCAAGACUAAGUAAAUUGUACAUAUUUCUUAAUUGUACAUAUGAUUUUUUUUUUGUGUUUUAUCACUGAGCAGCAGUGAACCAUCUGACUGGCCUAUCAGAGUUGUCUUUGGGAACUAGUUGACUUGAUCAGCAUUUCUGAUCUGGCUAUUAUUCACAAUUGCACUUAAUAAAAAAAAAUCUAGAAGGCAGCAGUAAUAAGAUGAAAACCAGAUAAGAAUGCAUCACUGCAGAUCAUCAGGAGCAAAAGCACCACAGAACAUGGUGAUUUUGGAUAAAAUGAGCCAGAUGAUGUUGGGCCUAGUCUGAGCCUUGCACUUACAUCUCACAAAGCAUCCAUGGAUGCACUUACCAUUUAUAUUUGCAGGCUUUUGGUGUCUUGCUGGCCUUGCUUCAAUGGUUGUCUGUAAGGCAAAACAAAUCAUAGACAGUCAAAACCAAGGAUUCCAUCCACGGAUUAUCAGAAUAUCUUUCUGAUUGUGUGAAUUGCCUCCAAUGAUCAGACAUAGAAUCAGUUGGAAAGCAAUAAAAGAAUACAUUAUACUUAAGAAAUGCACAAAGCAUAAGUUAUAUUUCAAACUUCUCCAAUCAGGGUAUCCAAAUAAAAAUAAUCUUAAAAUGCCAUAUGGUAAUCAUCAGAAAUUAAAGUUACAAAAUUAAACUGUGGUGGCAUCUAAUUUGAGGAAGGUUGUGAGUUGCUAAACACUGCCAUUAAAGGGCUAUGAGAAAAUGAUUCUAGGAUCAAAGACUCUAAUAUUCUGAGACUUUCCUAUUAUUAGCCAACAAUGCAGACAUCACCAUUGCAAAAGAUAUGUGGGCUCAGUUAAUGUUGAAAACUAAGGAUCGUUACUUUUUUUGAGUGAGCAUAAUCAGAUACAUGUCAACAUUGAUAUGAACUGUGCUGCAAGAAUCAACAUUAUGCAACGGGUUGAAGAAUUAAUUUUCUCUAGCAAAAGGUUAAUUGAGCAGUUUACGUCAAAUACCGGAGUCUAAUUAGUGAAGUCCUCUGAAGGGAGUUUCUAGAAUUUCAGAGGUUAAAAAUAAUAUUGGCAUGACAAUAACAAAGCUGUAAAAGAAUAGUACUAAAGCAUCAACCAACUGGAAAUGUCAAUUAGUGAUCAGCCAGAAAUAGUCAAGGCACCAUUAAAAACUUCUUAAGUACAAAUUGCGUAAAAGGAAUUUGCAGAUUAUAAGUGAGCCAAUAUUAUAUAUAAUAUAUAUAUAUUAAAUAUUGUUUGAUUAUCACCACAAAAAUAUACGUAAUAGGUCUGAUUCUUAUUGAUAGGGUAGUUGGCACUGACAUAUUUAGUUUUCUCCUUGUACAUUGUAACAAUAGUGUUAUUGUCAUAAUACAGCAACACUGAUUUUACUAAGGUGAAGAUAUACUGAUUUAUCAAGAGACCAUUAUUCUGUAGAGCAGGAACACAAACAGAACUUUCAUAGCUCACCAUUAGGGAAACUGAUUUGCUUAUUCAAUCCUUUGCUAUAUAUUCAUAAAGGCAUCUUGUUCUGAUGAUUCAGAACUAUCAGGACAACCUUUUUAUUCUGGUAAAUUAAGCUUAAAGUUUCUUUGUAUAGUCUGAUGCAAUUGAUAAAUUGAUGCUGUUUAAUUAUUAGAAUUAAAAUGCAUUCAUUUAAUCGUGCAUUAAACAUUUAGGGACAUAUAUCAAACAGUGAAGAUAUAUUUGUAGUAACAGAAUAGUUAUUUUUCAAUCAUAUCUUUGAAUGACACAAAAAGUUAAAAGCAGAAUCAAGUCUGGCAGCCUUAUUUUUGUGUAGGACUUAAAAUAAACCUCAAGAGUUAUGGCUAUUAACAAGGGAUUUGUGGUUUCCAGGUUGUAUAAUAAACUGGAUCCAGGUGAGCAGAGUGGGAGUACUGCCAGAAGCUGAGGGCACUAGGUGGAAAUGACAAAGGGCUGAAGAUGAUGACUUUGUACAGGCACAGGGGACUUUGUGUGGGCGUAAGGGACUAGCUUAUUUGGUUUGGCACAACACUGCGGGUGAAGGGCCUGUUCCUGUGCUGUACUGCCCCAUGUUCAAUGAUGCAAUCUGAUAACAAGAGGAAGGUGCGGCUUGAAUCAAGGGAAUGAGGUGAGGACAGUCAAGUGGAGUCAAAGGAGAUUGGAGAAGCGGCAGAUGGAGAGUGUGGAUCAUAGUGAUUGAGGUUGAGUAGAUCAGGAGGAGAGAGAAAGGAGACAGAAGAUGAGUAGUUUAUUUGGAGGUUAGGAUGAUAGCUUGAUUUUCAUUUAAUAACAAAUGGUUGCUAGUGACCUUGUUUAAACAUGUUAAAAUUCAAUCAAAACAGCUAGGGAAUUGUAUUCAGUCAAUUACAAAAUCAGGAAUAUAACUAGACAUAGUGACUAUGAUUCUAUUAUAAUAAAACAACUACUUCACUGGUCUGUUUAAGGGGAUUUUGGGUAGUGGGUAGUGGCUCCAUAUGUCACUACUACAGGGCGUGACGACCCUGCCUUACACGAGUCCCGGGCUCAGCUGGCUCCGGCUGACAGUACCCGGUAUGGGCCCCUAUCUAGGGUUACGGAUCCCACUGCCUUGUGGGUAUCUUCAGGAGAAGAGAAGGCUAAAGAGUAAACCCUACACAAAUCCAGAGUGGAGCCCCGAAGGUGGUUGGAUGAUGUAUUACGUCACCUCCCGGCAACUCCUGCACCAAAGUUGAUGCCAAAUGUACUGCUUCACAUUCCUUUGGACCACAUCCGCGAGGCCGAGAGGGAGAUCUUGAUGUCUGGGCAGCCCAGGAUCUCCAUAUUCAUUGCCCAGGUCUGCACCCCGGACGGGCACAUCCAUUGUCUACCUAGACAGAUGGAGCCAUGAAUUAAGGGGAUUGGAGGAAAUUACUGGCAAGUACGAUGGCAGAGCAGAGAUAGCUGAAGUUUCUGGAAGUAGUUCACAAGGUGCAGGAUAGAUAUGUCCCACAGAAGAAGUUGUUUACAAAUAGCAGGAGUAGGUAACUGUGGCUGACAAGGGAAGUUAAGGACUGCAUAAAAGCCAAGGAAAGGGCAUAUAAGGUAGCAAAAGUGAGUGGGAGUUAGAUGAUUGGGAAGCUUUUAAAAUCCAAAAAAAGGCAACUAAAAAAACUAUAAGAAGGGAAAAGGUGAACUAUGAGGACAUACCAGCCAAUAAUAUAAAGCAGAAUACCAAAAGCUUUUUUUCAGUUAUAUAAAGAUUAAAAAGGAGGUGAGAGUUGAUAUUGAACCAUUGGAAAAUGAUGCUGGUGAGGUGGUAAUGGGGACAAAGAAAUGGCAGAUGAACUAAAUAGGUACUUUGUAUCUGUCUUCACUGUGGAAAACACUAGCAGAUUGCCAGAGGUCCGUGAGUGUCAGGGAGUGAGAGUGAGUGCCAUUGCUAUUACAAAGGAAAAAGUGUGAGGCAAACUCAAAAGUCUUAAAGGUGGAUAAGUCAGCUGGACCAGAUGGACUAUGUUUUCUAUGUUUCUAUGACUACAUCCCAGAGUACUGAGAGAGGUUGCUGAAGAGAUAAUGUAUGCAUUGGUCAUGAUCUUUCAAGAAUCACUUGAUUCUGGUAUGGUCUCAGAGGACUGGAAUAUUGCAAAUGUCAGUCCACUAUUUAAGAAGGGAGGAAGGCAAAAGAAAGGAAAUUAUAGGCCAGUUAGCCUAACCUCAGUGGUUGGGAAAGUGUUGAUUAUCAAGGAUGAGGUUUUGGGUUACUAAGAGACUAAUAAUAAAAUAAGUCAAAGUCAGCAUGGUUUCUGUAAAGGAAAAUCUUGCCUGACAAAUCUGUUAGAAUUCUUCGAGGAAUUAACAAGCAGGGUGAAUAAAAGAGAGACAGAGGAUGUCAUUUACUUGGAUUUUCAGAAGGCAUUUGAUUAGGUGCCACACAUAAGGCUGCUUAACAAGAUAAAGUCCUAUGGUGUUACAGGAAAAAUACUGGCAUGGAUAGAGGAAUAGCUGACAGGCAGGAGGCAGCGAGUGGGAAUAAAAGGGGCCUUUUCUGGUUGGCUGCCGGUGACUAGUGGUGUUCCUCACAGGUAAAUAUUGGGACCGCCACUUUUCACAUUGUUUGUCAGUGAUUUGGAUAAUAGAAUUAAUGGUUUUGUGGCAAAGUUUGUGGAUGAUACGAAGAUAGGUGGAGGGGUAGGUAGUGCUGAGGAAGCAAUGUGAUUGCAGCAGGACUUAGACAAAUUGGAAGAAUGGGCAAAAAAUGGCAGAUGGAAUACAGUGUUGGGAAAUGUAUGAUAAUGCAUUUUGGUAAAAGGAUCAAUAGUGUGGAUUAUUAUCUAAGUGGGGAGAAGGUUCAAAUGUCAGAGGUGCAAAGGGACUUAGGAGUCCUUGUGCAAGAAUCCCAGAAGGUUAAUUUACAAGUUGAGUCUGUGGUAAAGAAGGCAAAUGCAAUGUUGCCAUUUAUUUCAGGGGGAGUAGAAUAUAAAAGCAAGGACAUAAUACUGACCCUUUAUAAGACACUAUUUAUGCUGUACUUGGAGUAUUGUCAACAGUUUUGGGCCCCAUAUCUCCGAAAGGAUGUGUUGGUCGUCGGAAUCCAGAGGAGGUUCAAGAGGAUGAGUCCGGGAAUAAACUGGGUUAACAUAUGAGGAGCAUUUGGCAGAUUUGGGUCUGUACUCACUGGAACUUAGAAGAAUGGGGGUCGGGGGGUAUCUCAUUGAAACCUACUGAAUGUUGAAAGGACUAGAUAGAGUGGAUGUGGAGAGAACGUUUCCCAUGCCGUGGUAUCCACAACUAGAGGGCACAGCCUCAAACUUGAGGGAUGAUCUUUUAGAACAGAGGUAAGGAGGAAUUUUUUUUUAUAGCCAGAGAAUAGUGAAUCUGUGGAAUGCUCCGCCACAGACUUAAGGUGGAAUAUUUAAGGUGGGGAAGUUUCCUGAUCAGUCAGGGCAUCAAAGGAUAUGGCGAGAAAGCAGGUGUAUGGGGUUGAGUGGGAUCCAGGAUCAGUCAUGAUGGAGUGGCGGAGCAGACUUGAUGGGCUGAAUGGCCUAAUUCUGCUCCUAUGUCUUAUGGUCUACCUUAUGUUGCUUGAGUGUUAAUCCAGACCACUGCAAAAUCUUAUCAGCCCCUUGGAAGUGGCCUCACUACCCACUCACUUAUACCAAACCAUAGCACCCAUAACAAAAUCAGAUCAAUCAACAUCAGUAACGAGUAGCUUCACUACUGGUUGAGUACUUCUUCUAUAAAUGGGUGAUUUGUCCCAUAAGUAACACCCACAAAAUGUUAGGGGUACUCGGAGUUCCUCCAGCAUUUUGUGUGUGUUACUCUGGAUUUUCAAAUUCUGCAGAAUCUCUUGUGUUUAUAAUUUGUCCCAUGGAUCAGUUAAACCAAAUAAAGCAUUUUAUUUUCACUUUUUAAACCUGGAACAGAAAACAAUGCAGCACAGGAAUGGAAACUCAGGUUCACAAUGUAGUGCCUAACAAAUUUACUAGUAAUUAAAAGCCAACUAAACUGAUAUGUCCUGCCUACUAAGCUAGGCCUUUAAUUACUAGUUAACUAGAAAUUAAAGUCCAUAUGCCUCCAUCUCUUCAUAUGCACAUGCUGAGCUAAGAGCCUCUUAAAAGCCUCUCUUGUAUUUAUCUGCACUACCACUUCUGCCAGUGCACUCCAGACUCCAUCACUCUGUGUAAAAUACUUGUCCUGCACGUUUUCUUUGAAUUUACCCCCCUCACCUUAAUAACAUGCACUCUAGUAUUAGACAUAGAAACAUAGAAAACCUACAGCACAAUACAGGCCCUUCAGCCCACAAAGCUGUGCCAAACAUGUUCUUACCUUAGAAUUACUUAAAGUUACCCAUAACCCUCUGUUUUUCUGAGCUCCAUGUACCUGUCCAGCAGUCUCUUAAAAGACCCUAUCGUAUUCGCCUCCAUCACCAUCACUGACAGCCCAUUCCACGCACUCACCACUCUCUGCGUAAAAAAACUUACCCCUGUCAUCUCCUCUGUACCUACUUCCAAGUACCUUAAAACUAUGCCCUCUCGUUGCUAGCCAUUUCAGCCCUGGGAGAAAGCCUCUGAUUAUCCACACGAUCAAUACCUCUCAUCAUCUUAUACACCUCUAUUAGGUCACCUCACAUCCUCCGUCACUCCAAGGAAAAAAGGCCGAGUUCACUCAACCUAUUCUCAUAAGAAAUGCUCCCCAAUCCAGGCAACAUCCUUGUAAAUCUCCUCUGCACAAGGUAGAAGGAGAUGAGUUAUCAACUUCAAACUUUCUGCAUUUUCAAUUAAAGAGUUGAACUGCACGUGCAUGUAACAAGAGCGGUAUAACUUAUCUCCUUCUACCCAAGGCCACAAACUUAUCAAUCACCCCUGCUGUGGACCACCUGGAGGUCCAAGACGCUCUCGUUACAUGCACGUGCAGUUUAACUCUGAGUGAUAAUGCAGAAAGUUUGAAGUUUAUAACUCAUCUCCUUCUACCUUAGGCCACAAACUUAUCAAUCACCCCUGCUGUGGACCACUUCUACAAGGAAGGGAUCCGUAUGCUCCACGACUGCUGGACUAAGUGUGUACAUGUAGGAGGGGACUAUGUUGAAAAAUAAAUGUGCUAUGUUUUUAAAAUGGACUCCUUCUACCUGAGGCCACAAACUUAUCAAUCACCCUUCAUAAGUCAUUCCUACAAUCGCCAAGAUCCUUUUCCAUAGUGAAUACUGAAGCAAAGUACUCAUUAAGUACCUCUGCUAUCUCGUCUGGUUUCAUACACACUUUUCCACUGUCACAGUUGAUUGGUCCUAUUCUCUCAUGUCUUAUCCUCUUGCUGUUCACAUACUUGUAGAAUGCCUUGGGGGUUUUUCUUAAUACUGUCUGUCAUUUCAAUCUCAGGAUAGAGAAUCCAAUUGUCUGUCUAUGCCUCUCAUAAUCUUACAAAUUCCUAUCCAGUCUUCCCUAAGCUUCCACCACUGCAGAGAAAACAACCAACCUUGUAAUACAUGCCCUCUAAUCCAGGCAGUAUCCAGGUAAACCUCUUCUGUACACUCUUCAGGGUCUCCACAUUCUUCCUAUAAUGGGACAACCAGAAUGAAAAAAAAAACUCUAGAUGCAGAGUUUUAUAAAGCUGCAAUGUAACUUCCUGACUCUUGAACUCAAUGUCUCAAUUAAUAGAAGCAAGUAUGCUACUGCCAUAGUUCCUACCCUAUCAACUUGUACAGUCACUUUCAGGGAGCUUGGAAUAUGAAUCCCAUUAACACUGAACAUCAGCACUAUCAAGGGCUCUGCCAUUAAGUGUAUACUGUCAUUUAUACUUGAUCUCCCGAAAUGAGCUGCAUCUGCCAUUUCUCUGACCACAUCUGUAACUGAUCUAUAGCCUAAUGUAUCCAUUGAAAAUCUUCUAAACAGCAAUCCCUGUGGGACGAUACUAGUCAUGGACCACUACCCUCUACCUUCUAUGGGAAAGACAAUUCCAAAUCACCAUGGACCCCAUGCAUCUCAAACUUCCAGAUGAGCCUAGCUGUCAAAUGCCUUACUAAAAUACAUGUAGACAACAUCCAAAGCUUUACCCUUUUCAAUCACCUCUAAUCCAGCCAGCAUCCUGGUAAACUUCUCAAUCCAGUUAGUAAGACAUGUCUUGCCCCAUGGAAUUCUGGGCAAAUGUUUCAAGGAGAUUAUUAUUACUAAUUGCCACACUGACGAGCUGCAACAGCUAUUUUACUGUGCAGCUUUCUGAUACGGAUUUAUAUUAGGAUUAACAUUUCUGCAUAGUAAACUUCUUACAGAUUUCAAAGGAUAUCCUUAAUGACUCUUAGAAGAGCAACUGAAAAGUUGUGAACAGUUUAUUGAUGAGACUUGGCAGAAUUCCAUCACAAUAUGGAUAACCUUUGACAUGAUUUAUAAAUAAAGCACAUAUUUUGUUAUGGAGGGAGGCUAUUCAUCUCACUGAGUCCAUCCAGCUUCCAAGGCAACCCCCAUCAAUCAUACACUCCCACUUAGUUCCCUGUAAACUAUUCUCUCAUCUGUCCAUUGGCUCUCCCUAUUCCUUUACCAUUCAAAUACACCAGGAAUAAAUUACCAUGCCCAAUUAAUUUACCAGCUAGCCAGCUGAUUGGUGUAGGUUAAUUGGCCGUUAACAGCCUACUCUGUUGUUGGUGAGAUCUACGAACACAGAUAGAAGUAAGUACUGGAUAAAUAGCAUGUUCCUUUUUUAUGGAAUUAUAUAAUAUAGCAAGGCUUAAAAAUACUUGGAUUAUUCACUGGAAUAUUGAAUAGCAUUUAGGCCAUCACAUAGCAAUGUGGCAUUCAGAUUUCCCCUACAUAACACAAUUAUCAAGGACGAUGACGAGACGGAGUAUAGAGAGGAAGUGGAGCAGCUGGUGGAUUGGUGUGAGAAGAACAACCUAAGACUGAACGUGGAGAAGACAAAGGAAAUCGUUGUGUACUUCAGGAAGGUGCAGACAAAUUACUCCCUUCUGUGAAUACUUGGCUCCUCUGUAGAGAAAGUUAAAUGCACCAAGUUCCUGGGAGUUCACAUCACGGAUGACCUCACCUGAUCCCUUAAUAUCACCUCCCUGAGGAAGAAGGCACAGCAGUGCCUGUACUUUCUAAGAAGAUUGAGGCAAACAAGGCUCCCACCCUCCCCCUCCCCCACC
Mobula hypostoma (lesser devil ray) is the source of this 13037-nucleotide messenger RNA. RefSeq names its product factor associated with metabolism and energy-like. Lineage: Eukaryota; Metazoa; Chordata; Chondrichthyes; Myliobatiformes; Myliobatidae. The record is from RefSeq and is a predicted model, not a curated record. The coding region runs from base 251 to 790 and encodes 179 amino acids. The transcript is spliced from 5 exons.